Trichoderma atroviride IMI 206040 is the source of this 1114-nucleotide messenger RNA. The record is from RefSeq and is a predicted model, not a curated record. Lineage: Eukaryota; Fungi; Ascomycota; Sordariomycetes; Hypocreales; Hypocreaceae.
UGUCAAGUGAGAAUCCGCAUUUAUUUUCUAUUUUGUGCUACAAUCUCAACCAUCAGCUCUCAAAGUUGUUAUCUCUCUUGCGCGUUUUUAUAUGCCCGAGUAUAAAGAGAGUCACAGCUAAAUUGGUGAUCUGGCACUCAUGAUUCGACCUGUACAGGCCCAUGCGGCCGGUCCAGGUCAAAUCAUGAGUUGCAGACCCUCAAUUUAGCUAUGACUUUCUUUAUAUUCGCUACAAACGUUGUUUUCCCAGUUUUCGACUUCAUCAAAGCUAUUUUCCAAAUAUUUUCUUAAAAUGUGUUUAUGGAUUGGUAAUUCAGCUACCAAUCCCUCAUCUGGAUAUACAUACCUCAAUCCAGCAAGCCUUAAUCAAUGGAGAAACAGGCCGCCAACAGCGAGCUCGAUACAUCACCACAGCGGGUUCGCUACAUUAUCACAGCGGGUUCGCUACAUCAUCACAGCGGGUUCGAUACAUCAAGAAAGGGAUUGCGUCGUCAUACCAUCUCUUGUCGGAUGAUUUUCAGGCGGGCAAUGGCCAUUAUGGGCUCCAAUUGUUUCUUGGUCUUCUUCGCUUUGCGAAAAAAAAAACCAGCCAUUGGUCCCAAGGAAUGCCAUCUUUUGCAGGAGUUCCGUAGGACUGCCCGUACCAUGACUCUUUUUCCGCCGCCGUAUCUUGAUGUAUGUAUCCGCUGCGGCAAGUAGAUUCGCUUUGUUGCCGAAUGAGUGCUCCGAUAUACUCAAUAUAGCCCCGGACUCGCCCUCUGCCGCCACCUACUUGAACCGCAAGUUCAUGUGGCACAUAUUCGGAGAGUCCGGGACUACGCCUCACUCUUGGUUGUAAUGGAUUCUUCCACUACCCAAUAGUGAGGUCGUCUUGAGCACCAUGAUGGCAAUUUUUGUUUUCCCUCUGCGCAGGUGUAAGCUCGUUUUCCUGAGAGUGCAGAGGGACAUCUCUCAGCGAGCAAAAUAGUAAGAGGCUGUCUUCGGUAAGCGACUUUGUGGCUCGAGACCCCGAUCUCUCAAACACCAGCGAACAAGCGCUAGUAUUUUAACAAGCAUCACACUCAUACGAUUCCAGAGGGUGAAGGCGAGAAAGUCAGCCCGGCAAUGGGGCCAC